Messenger RNA from Calidris pugnax (ruff), 1047 nucleotides. It is a transcript of the gene ACP5, whose product is annotated as acid phosphatase 5, tartrate resistant. The record is from RefSeq and is a predicted model, not a curated record. Gene Ontology annotation, biological process: bone resorption. Gene Ontology annotation, molecular function: acid phosphatase activity; ferric iron binding; ferrous iron binding. NCBI's taxonomy places the organism in Eukaryota, Metazoa, Chordata, Aves, Charadriiformes, Scolopacidae. The transcript is spliced from 3 exons. The annotation marks the transcript as partial.
GGGGUCCCCGACCCCCCCUUCGCCACCCCCCGCGAGGUGGCCACGGCGGCGGCCAUGGGGCGAGCGGCCACCGACCUCGGCGCCGACUUCGUCCUCGCCCUCGGGGACAACUUCUACUACCAGGGGGUGCGGGACGAGUGGGACCCCCGCUUCGAGGAGACCUUCGAUGUCCCCAGGCCCCCAUGUCCCCAAGACACUUCUCCCACUGCUUUGACAGCCUGUGCCCAGUGCUGGGGUGUCCCCACAUCCCCCCGAUGUCCCCCCAAACCCCUUUCCAUGUCCCACAGGCACUUCCCCCACCACUACUACAGCCUUUCCUGGUAUUGGGGUGUCCCCAUGUCCCCCCAAUGUCCCCCUGAUGUGUCCCCAAACCCCUUUUCCAUGUCCCCCAGGCACUUCUCCCACCACCACUACAGCCCGUGCCCGGUACUGGGGUGUCCCAAAGUCUCCCUGGGGUGUCCCCACAGUGUCCCCAAGCCCCCAUGUCCCCAAGACACUUCUCCCACUGCUUUGACAGCCUGUGCCCAGUGCUGGGGUGUCCCCACAUCCCCCCGAUGUCCCCCCAAACCCCUUUCCAUGUCCCACAGGCACUUCCCCCACCACUACUACAGCCUUUCCUGGUAUUGGGGUGUCCCCAUGUCCCCCCAAUGUCCCCCUGAUGUGUCCCCAAACCCCUUUUCCAUGUCCCACAGGCACUUCCCCCACCACUACUACAGCCUUCGCCUCUCCCUGCCGGGCACCAAUGCCACUGCCCGCCUGCUGGUGCUGGACACGGUGCUGCUCUGCGGCGGCGGGGACGAUUUCGGGGUGGGGGGAGCCCCUAAGGGUCCCCGGGACGCCGUGGCGGCGGCGGCACAGCUGGCCUGGCUACGGGACCGGUUGGCGGCCGCUCGGCACGACCGGUACGUGCUGGUGGCCGGGCACUACCCGGUGUGGUCGGUGGCCGAGCACGGACCCACCGCCUGCCUGGUGCGGCUGCUGCGGCCGCUGCUGCGGCGUCACCACGUCACCGCCUACCUCUGCGGCCACGACCACAACCUGCAGGUG